GUGUGCAGCAUCUUUGAACGAUUCGUUACCGAACGGAAGAGAUUCGCCGUAAUAUCUGUGUUCAGCAAAAAUGACGAGAGCCUCAAAUUCCGGUGCAAUUUCCCAUACAAAACCGGACGCCAGUACUGGUCGUUUACUAGAUAUCUCAAGCGGAAGGUGGCGUUUGUGGCGAAUCCGAAAUGGUCGAUGAACGUUGUGAAAUACUUGGUCGUGUAGUUGUAUUUGGGGUCCUCACGAAGCUCGGCUCGCAUCCAUUGGCGAGAAUGACUGGAUAAUGAGUAGGGGAGGAGACAGUAAACUGUAGCAGUUACAAGCGACGCAAUCACGGAAGAUUUCAUGACUUAUCGAGCACUAGCUGCACAUGCGCAGUACCUACAUGUGUUUGAUGUUUCUAGAUACGAAGCAGCAUGUUUGUCCUCGUUGAAAUGAAGGACACCGUGAGGAUAAAACCACAUCUGUUUGGGCUGGACAGAACAGAGACGAUAUCGACGCAGUUGAAUAAGAAGUUUGCAAACAAGGUAAUACAUCAGGUUGGCUUGUGCAUAGCCUUGCACGAUAUUACGAAAAUUGAAGAUUCCUAUAUUUUACCAGGAGAUGGCGCUUAUCACUGCAAAGUUCAUUUUCGAUAUGCUGUUCUCAGACCAUUCAUAGAUGAGGUUAUUGUCGGCAAAGUACGAAGUUCGAGUCCAGAAGGAGUUAACGUGUCUCUUGGGUUUUUCGAUGAUAUCCUUAUACCUGCAGACUCGCUUCAACAUCCAUCUCGAUUUGACCAAUCAGAGCAAGUUUGGAUUUGGGAAUAUCAGACUGAAGAUGGUUGUCACGACCUCUACAUGGACGUCAGGAAAGGCAUAAGAUUUCGAGUUGCAGAAGAAAUUUUUGUCGACGUUUCUCCAUCGGCACCAGAGGCAAACGAAGCAGCAGAAAAGGAAAAACGAGAAAGAGAGUCGAGGCAAUCACCAUACACCAUAAUAGGAUCAGUCAGUGGACCCGGAUUGGGACUACUUGAAUGGUGGCAGAGCUAGUCCAAGUUACUGUUUUAUAUAUAACAAAGCCAGUGAAGAGUUAGUGUUCUACCAAGGGCUCUACACUGUAGUUCAUGGAUUCGGUUGAUGUUCUGUCGUGAAAAUUAUUGAAAUCAUUUUUGAAAACUUGAUCAAGAGUUUAACAAUCUUUGCAUAAGUCAUAGCUACCAACACAUUAGAAAAGCGGAUAUAAGAAGAGUGACUGUAACAUGGCAGACUUUCAAACAAGAUUACAACACUUACUGAAUGGCAUUUUGUUGUAAAUAUCAUGACUGUUAUCAAUUAGAAAUAAGAACCCAAUUAAUACAAGAUUUCUACUGUGGUACGAUCUAUAUUUUAUGUAAGUAAUAGCGUCUUGGUCGUCAUGUUAACAUUCAGACCAGCACCAUCGAUAUAGAUGUUAUUGAUUGUGUCACUAUACAGUCCUUUACUACAGAUGAUAUA
Messenger RNA from Corticium candelabrum, 1466 nucleotides. RefSeq names its product DNA-directed RNA polymerase III subunit RPC8-like. Gene Ontology annotation, cellular component: RNA polymerase III complex. Gene Ontology annotation, biological process: DNA-templated transcription; transcription initiation at RNA polymerase III promoter. NCBI's taxonomy places the organism in Eukaryota, Metazoa, Porifera, Homoscleromorpha, Homosclerophorida, Plakinidae. The transcript is spliced from 8 exons. The record is from RefSeq and is a predicted model, not a curated record. The coding region runs from base 408 to 1022 and encodes 204 amino acids.